AACGUUUUCCCUGCGCCACCUUCACAAUCGGUUUCAUCUUUCCCACUUGGAAAGUUACUUCAUUUCGCUUGGGAACUUAAUUAGCUUAUUUAUUCUCUCUUAAUAUACUGCAAUGCCUAGGAUGAAGAGUAAAAAUGCACUCAAUCAAAAGAAACCUGUAAAACUAAGUCUGGCCGAGUUUCACAAUCAACUGGAUAAAAUGCAAACUGCAAAGACUUGUGAAAAGACGAGCGCGGAGAACUGUAAACCUUUUUUCUGGAAUGGCAGUGGAAUAUCCAAUGGAACUCGUGGCCGUGGAGUUUGUUGUGAAAAGCUUUCAAUAGUUGCCCAAAAGGAGGAAUGUGCUAUAGUUCAGAAUGGAGCAACUACCAAAGCGAGAGGGUUAUUUCAAAGUACCGUGAAAAGUGUGGCACAGCUAAAGAAUCAUUCUGAAAAAUCGGAUAAUUCCAAGAGUGCAAAUCAAACCGAUGCAACCCAAGGACGGAGCAAAAAGCGAGUUCGAUCUGCUCGCCGCAUUCCCACGCCGCCAAGAAUGGUGCCCAAGGAACUGGAGGAUCUGGAUCGCAUGACUUCAGCGGAUUUUCGGCACGACACCGCCGCUCGUCUGGAUGUAAUGCGAAACCGGCAGAAGGAUCAGGAACACAUGUACUUCUUUCAAAACGUCAUUCAUCACCAACGGCAUCUCAUCAAGGAUCGCACAAUCCUGGUACUCUGCUGUGGCACUGGAACACUGGCCCUUAUGGCAGCCCGAAUGGGAGCAAAACGGGUGUACGCCGUGGACUACUCGAAGGUGACUGGAUAUGCAACCUUGGUGGUGCGCCAAAAUGGCUAUGAAGGUGUGAUCACGGUCAUGAACGGUCGCAUGAAGGAUCUUAAACUCCCGACGAAAGUGGAUGGCAUCAUAUGCAACUGGAUGGGUUACUGUUUGCUCUACGAAUCGGAGAUAUUGGAGGUGCUCGCGGCGCGUGAUCGCUGGCUAAAGAAAGGCGGCUUUAUUCUACCCGAUCUCGGAGCUCUCUAUCUGGUUGCAUCCGAGGAACACAAACUGAAGAGCGACAGAUGCAAUCAUUGGCGCAAUGUCUACGGAUUCAAUAUGAAUGCCAUACGUCGAUAUGCGCUGGCUGAACCUUGUGUGACCUUAACGACCGGCAAAAAACUUCUGACGAUGGCUCAUUGCGUUCUCAGGCUAGAUUUGAAAAGAGCCAGGAGAGAGGAUCUGUUUAUAGACCGAAACAUUAGACUAAGUGUCAGUAGAGAGGGAUAUCUCGAGUGCUUUCUUCUCUUUUUCGAAGUGCAGUUUAGUAGCAGCUUAAACUUUAAGCUGAGCUGUAAUCCCUGUUUAAAGUCGCCCUUCAAAUCGCUUUGGAUGCAAUCGGUCCUCUUUGUGGAGCAGCCCUUUGUAAUGCGAAAAAAACUUCACUAUACGGGUAACCUGAAGUUCAAAACACUAAAACCGAAUAACUUCAACGAAAUGGAGAUAUGUAUUGAGUUUUACGAGGGUAGCGAGUACGAUGACGAUUGGGUCAUGUGCACCCUGCGGGUGGCCAAAAGAUGGCUCAUGCUGGAGGGCUUUCAGACUUUGAGCGAUGUGGAGAGCUGUCAGGACGAGCAGGGGGAGACUGGUGGCCUGUACCUUUAG
This is a messenger RNA of Drosophila mauritiana, 1639 nucleotides long. RefSeq names its product protein arginine N-methyltransferase 1. The transcript is spliced from 2 exons. Bases 113 to 1639 code for a protein of 508 amino acids. NCBI's taxonomy places the organism in Eukaryota, Metazoa, Arthropoda, Insecta, Diptera, Drosophilidae. Gene Ontology annotation, biological process: peptidyl-arginine methylation. Gene Ontology annotation, molecular function: protein-arginine N-methyltransferase activity. The record is from RefSeq and is a predicted model, not a curated record.